AAUCGGAGACUACUAAACAGAUGCUGACUCAGGAUCAUCUCAUUCAGUCAUGGGUCGUCCUGGGAUUCAGAUGUGGACAUGGAAACUGUGUGUCUUCUUGAGCUGGAUGUGCGUGGGCCAAGCAGUGGCAGGACCGCAGUACAUGGUAGCCAUUCCUGCAAUUCUUGAAUCUGGAGCUGAGACCAAAUUCUGUGCGAGUCUCCUGCAGCCCAGCGAGACUCUGGAAAUGAGCGUCACUCUGAUGUCCAAAGAGGCGAAUACAACCCUUCUGAAGAAGACGUCCUGUAAAGGAUUUCAUACCUGCACUGAAUUUAAGGUUCCUUUAGUGCAGGGUGAAGUGGUGCAGAACUUUGUGGUGGAGGUACGAGGCAACACUUUCUACUCUAAAGAAGUCCGAAAAGUUAAGAUCAAAGUCUAUCGACCAAUGACAUUCAUCCAAACAGAUAAACCAAUCUACCUCCCAGGACAAACGGUGCAAUUCAGAGUCAUCACACUGGAUACCAAGUUAAGACCUGUCAAUCAGCUGUACGAUAUAAUUGAAAUUGAGGAUUCUAACAGCAACAGGAUUGGACAGUGGUUGAAUGAAACAUCCAAUAGGAAGAUAUUGCAGCUUUCUUACCCCUUGAACUCUGAGGCUCGUGAAGGAGCCUACCGAUUUACUUUGUCGAUUGGGUCAGAUAAAAUACAACACAGCUUCAAGGUGGAAAAAUACGUUUUGCCUAAAUUUGACGUAAAAAUAAAUGCAUUUGAUAAAGUAAGUAUUAAUCAGGAAGAAAUCAAAGCUGAAGUAUGUGCAACGUAUACAUACGGACAGCCUGUGCCAGGCAGUGUUGACUUUAAGGUGUGCCGACCUUUAGAUGCCUAUUAUCGUAUACCCCUUGUAAUCACCCCUGAACAUCCAGAGGGAAUCCCUGAAAUCCCGAUGCCUUGCUACGAGGUGACAAAGCAGACGGACAAGAGAGGCUGUGCCACUUUUAUCUUCACAAUGUCAACUUUCACAAAAAUUGCGCAAAAGGUGCUACACGAUGUACUGCAAAUCAGUGCAAAUAUGGAAGAGGAGGGGACAGGUAUUUCACGCUCACAGGAGAAGACUACGGUGAUUUCAUAUGUUGUUGGAAAGCUGUCUUUCACUGACAUUCCCAAGAUUUAUAACAAAGGAUCAAAUGUGGAAGGAAAAGUUAAAGCAGUUUAUUACAAUAAUAUACCCAUUCCUGACAUGCCGGUGUUCCUGUUUGAGGGGGAAAUGUGGUCAUCGCGUUGGUUACAGAAUCUCACAACCGACAGUGAUGGUGUCGCCACUUUCUCAUUAAGCACAGCUGACUUUAAAUGGGACAUCCACUUACAAGUUAGCGACACACCGACACUGGGCUACCCUUCUUACAGAACACCAUACUAUGAGUCUAAGGAUCACAGAGUGUCUUUGGCCACACCUUCUUCUCCUGAUACUAAAACAGUCAGCUCCCUGGAUGUGAAGAAGAAGGAUGAACCACUUUCCUGUGACAAGAAAAAAGACAUCUUCAUCCAAUACACCGUAGUUGGAGAGGCCCAGGGCUUUAUGGAUGUGAUGUAUCUGGUCUUAUCAAGAGGAGCCAUUGUUUUACAAGGAGUUGAACGGGUCGAAGUCAAAGAUAAAUUGGUGAAUGAGGGCGAGGUGUCCUUUAAGCUGACAGUGUCUCCAGACAUGGCACCAGACGUCCAGGUUGUGGCUUACGCCAUCCUCCCCAGUGAGACUGUGAUCGCCAACAGCGCUGACUUCUCUACUGAGCAAUGCUUCAGUCACAAGGUGUCUCUGGAGUUUUCUCCGUCCUCGGCUGUCCCAGGAGAGGAGACCAUCAUGCAGGUUACCGCCCAGCCAGAAUCUCUGUGUGGUGUGAGCGCUGUUGACCAGAGCGUCCUCAUCAAGGAGCCAGGGAAGACUCUGGAUGCAGACAAGAUAUUUCAAUUGUUGCCGGUCACAAAAAUGUCCUAUAUUCCAUAUGACGUUCAAGAUGAUGUAGAAUGUUUGCAUGUGAGACCGAGAACAGAUGUUUUGCCAUAACCCCAUGGUGGUGGGACAGCUGAUACUUAUACAGUUUUCCAGAAUGUAGGGAUGAAGAUGGCAACAAACAUGGAUAUCCGAGAGCCUUCAUGCCUCAAAUACAAAGGAAGAGAAUACCACCAUGGCUAUGGUGGCUAUGGUGGCUAUGGUGGCUAUGGUGACUAUGGUGACUAUGCCAUAAGGAAAGAAGUCAUGACAGUCCGCACUUUCUUCCCUGAGACCUGGAUAUGGGACCUGGUGGAAGUUGGAGAGUCUGGAACGAAGGAUGUGUCCCUCACUGUCCCAGACACCAUCACCACCUGGGAGACGGAGGCUUUCUGUCUGUCCCCUCAGGGUUUCGGCUUGGCUCCACGUAAAAACAUCACAGUCUUCCAACCCUUCUUCCUGGAGCUCAGCCUGCCCUACUCCAUCAUCCGGGGGGAGCACUUUGAACUGAAGGCCACCACCUUCAACUACCUGACCAGCUGCAUCAUGGUCACUGUGACUCCAACCCCCUCCUUAGAUUACACCCUCACCCCCCUCUCUGGUGACCAGUACACAUCCUGUCUGUGUGGCAGUGAGCGCAAGACCCUCAGCUGGACCAUGGCCCCCUCAGCCUUAGGAGUUGUAAAUGUGUCAGUGAGAGCUGAGGCCGUGACAUCCCAAAUUUCAUGUGACAAUGAGGUUGUGAGCGUGCCUGAAAGGGGACGAAUUGACGUGGUCACACGACCUCUCAUAGUAAAGGCUGAGGGAACUGAGAUGACAAAGACCUACAACUGGCUGCUCUGCCCAAAAGGGGAAGCUUUGACAGAGGAAAUGGACAUACAACUCCCUGAGAACGUGGUUGAUGGAUCUGCCCGUGCUUCACUAUCAGUCCUUGGUGACAUUCUGGGCCGGGCUCUGAAGAACCUGGAUGGGCUGCUGCAGAUGCCGUAUGGAUGUGGUGAGCAGAACAUGGCGCUCCUUGCCCCAAAUAUCUAUAUCCUCGAGUACCUGAGAAACACACAGCAGCUGACCCCAGCCAUCAGGGAAAAGGCUACCAACUUCCUGACCAGUGGCUACCAGAGACAGCUGAACUACAAACAUGAGGACGGUGCUUACAGCACAUUUGGAGCAGGACCAGGGAACACUUGGCUGACUGCAUUUGUGUUGAGAUCGUUUGCCAAAGCUCAGUCUUUCAUCUACAUUGACCCAGCGAACAUUGAAGCGUCCGUGACCUGGCUGAAAAGUAAACAACGAAAAAAUGGCUGUUUCGAACAGUCAGGAAAGCUCUUCCACAACAUAAUGAAGGGUGGUGUGUCUGAUGAAGUUACUCUCAGUGCCUACAUCACUGCUGCCUUCUUGGAGAUGCAUUCUUCCAUAGAUGAUCCUGUGAAGCAGAGCUUGUCUUGCCUCAAGGAGUCCAUCAGUGACCUCAGCAACACCUACACCACAGCUCUGCUGGCGUACGUCUUCACCCUGGCAGGAGACAUGGAGACCCGUGCUCACCUACUGAAUCACCUAGACACUGUUGCAUUACAAGAAGGAGGGUUCCUCCACUGGUCUCAGACAGCAACAGAAACGUCAGCCUCUCUGUCUGUGGAGAUCAGCUCCUAUGUGCUGCUGGCUAAACUCAGUGCCUCUCCGACUGUUGAAGACCUGGGCUACGCCAGCCGCAUCGUUAGAUGGCUGACUAGCCAGCAGAACUAUUAUGGAGGAUUCUCCUCCACACAGGACACCGUGGUGGCUCUUCAGGCUCUGGCUCUCUACUCCACUCUGGUGUUCAGUCCAGAGGGUUCAAGCACAGUGACGGUCCAGUCUCCCAGUGGCCAGCUGAUGUUUGAUGUGAAUCAGAACAACAAACUGCUCUACCAGGAGAAGCAGCUGCAGGACGUGACAGGAAAGUACAGCCUGGAGGUGAAGGGCACUGCAUGUGCUGCAGUACAGAUUUCUCUUGUCUAUAACAUCCCAACUCCUGCUGAUGUUACCACUCUCAGUGUUGAGGUCAAACCAGAGGCCGACUGCACCAGCAAAAGACCCAAACUCAGUCUGAGCCUAACAUCCCUAUAUAGUGGAAAGGAGUCCAGCACAAACAUGGUUAUCCUGGAUAUCAAAAUGCUCUCUGGAUUUGUCCCAGACCCAGAGUCUUUGAACAUGCUCAAAGGUGCCCUGCUGGUGGAUCGUGUUGAACAAAAGGAGGAUCAUGUUCUGGUGUACAUACGGGAGUUACCGAAGGACAUAGGCAUCAACCACAGCCUGAAGCUCAUACAGGAGCACCAAGUGCAGAACCUGAAGCCAGCCGUGGUCAAGAUCUACGACUACUACCAGCCAAGUGACCAGUCUGAUACAGAAUACAUCCACCCUUGUGUUGCAGCUUGAAGAGCGUGUGGUCGGUCCUCCAGUCGUCCAGAAGAUGCAUAUUAUGUACGAACACCAUGUCUGUUUGUAUUUCCUUGUUAGUAUUCUGCUACAACCCCUUACAGCUGUGUAACUACGGUGUCUGAAGUGAAAUACAUGCAUAAUGGACAAUUAAAUAAUGUGACAUUAAUGUCCCGCUUGAAA
Perca fluviatilis (European perch) is the source of this 4558-nucleotide messenger RNA. RefSeq names its product alpha-2-macroglobulin-like. Gene Ontology annotation, molecular function: endopeptidase inhibitor activity. The record is from RefSeq and is a predicted model, not a curated record. Lineage: Eukaryota; Metazoa; Chordata; Actinopteri; Perciformes; Percidae. The transcript has 36 exons. Gene Ontology annotation, cellular component: extracellular region.